Condylura cristata (star-nosed mole) is the source of this 7324-nucleotide messenger RNA. RefSeq names its product HEAT repeat containing 1 (gene HEATR1). The transcript is spliced from 42 exons. Gene Ontology annotation, cellular component: 90S preribosome; small-subunit processome; t-UTP complex. Gene Ontology annotation, molecular function: snoRNA binding. Lineage: Eukaryota; Metazoa; Chordata; Mammalia; Eulipotyphla; Talpidae. The record is from RefSeq and is a predicted model, not a curated record. Gene Ontology annotation, biological process: maturation of SSU-rRNA from tricistronic rRNA transcript (SSU-rRNA, 5.8S rRNA, LSU-rRNA); positive regulation of transcription by RNA polymerase I. Bases 106 to 5967 code for a protein of 1953 amino acids.
UCAGGGCUGAUUUCAGUCCUGCCGGUCAGGAAGUCGGUGCCUCAAUCUGGCGUGCCCUUAGCUAAAGGAACUUUAAUUACCCACUGCUACAAGGAUCUUGGAUUCAUGGAUUUCAUUUGUAGUCUGGUGACAAAGUCUGUGAAGGUAUUUGCCGAGUGCCCUGGGAGUUCCGCCCGGCUAAGGGUGCUCUUGACGUUUUACGCCUCCACCAUCGUGUCUGCUCUGGUGGCUGCAGAGGACAUCUCGGACAGCGUGGUCGCCAAGCUGCUCCCGUACAUCCAGAAGGGAUUGAAGUCAUCUUUGCCAGAUUACAGAGCUGCAACAUACAUGAUAAUAUGUCAGAUUUCUGUGAAAGUGACCAUGGAAGACACCUUUGUUAAUUCGCUGGCUUCACAACUCAUCAAGACGUUGACCAAAAUUCCUGCUUUGAUCAAGGAUGGAUUGGGUUGUUUAAUAGUGCUCCUGCAGCGACAGAAGCCAGAGCGCCUUGGGCAGAAGCCCUUCCCCCACCUGUGUACCGUCCCUGGCCUCAUUGAGAUGCUUUGCGGCCUCUCUGAGACCUACGACGUCAGCGCGCUCCUGCGCUACUUGCUCCCGCAGCUGGUCCUCUCCAUCGCCAGGCAUGCGGCGGGAGAAGAAACUGAGGGGAUGGAUGGCCAGAUCUGCAGGAGACACUUACAAGCUAUACUGACUAAUAUAUCACUGAAGAACAACUUAGACCAUAUGUUGGCUAGCCUUCUCUUUGAAGAGUACAUUUCAUGUAGGUCACGGGAAGAAAUGGAUCCUAGUCGGGUGUCUGUGCUUAACGAGCAGUUUCUUCCACUCAUCAGACUUUUGGAAAGCAAGUACCCCAGGACUUUGGAUGUUGUCCUAGAAGAACGCCUACAGGAAAUUGCAGAUCUGAAAAAACAAGAGAUUUUUCACCAGUUUAUCUCUCUUUCUACAAGUGGAGGGAAGUAUCAGUUUUUAGCAGAUUCUGACACCUCCUUGAUGCUCAGUCUGAAUCAUCCCCUUGCUCCUGUGCGACUUCUGGCCAUCAAUCAUCUGAAAACCAUCAUGAAGACCUCGAAGGAGAGUAUUGAUGAGUCUUUCAUAAAGGAAGCUGUUUUAACGCGAUUAGGUGAUGACAAUAUAGAUGUUGUUUUGUCAGCUAUCAGUGCUUUUGAGAGUUUCAAACAACAUUUUAGUUCAGAAGUGACUGUUUCAAAUCUUUUGAACCUCUUUAGAAGAGCAGAACUUUCAAAGAAUAUAGGGUGGUACAAGGUGCUUGAGAUCGCAGCAGACAUAUUAAUUAAAGAAGAACUCCUGAGUGGGAGUGAUCAGUUGUCCAAUCAGGUGGCUGUGCAGCUGUUGCCGUUUAUGAUCAUCAGUACAGAUGAUAAGGAAUCUGCUGAGUUGAAAAUGGCUGUAUAUUUAUCCAAAUCAGGAAUUUGCUCGCUGCAUCCUAUAUUAAAAGGCUGGAAAGAAGCUCUUGAAAAUGUAAUUCAAAGCACAAAGUCAGGGAAAUUAAUUGGUGUAGCAAAUCAGAAGAUGAUCGAGUUGUUGGCUAGCAAUAUAAAUUCGGGGGACCCAUCUUCUAUGUUAAAGAUGGUGGAGGAUUUGAUAAGCGUUGGGGAAAAGGAGUCCUACACCCUGAAGCAGAAAGUGACCUCUCAUGUGAUCACAGCUGUGCUUGUUGCUUGCUGUUCAUCUUUGAAAGAAACGCACUUUCCCUUUGCAAUAAGAGUCUUCAGUUUGCUGCAGAAAAAAAUAAAGAAGCUCCAAAACGUGAUCACCGCAGUGGAAAUACCCGCAGAGUGGCACUUGGAGCUGAUGGCAGACAGAGGGAUGCCAGCAGAGCUGUGGGCGCACUACACAGAGCAGCUGCACGCCGCCCAGCGGGUCGCCGUGGAGGACUCUGUCUUACUUGUGUUCACACUGAAAAACUUUAUCCACGCACUAAAGGCUCCUGCGUCUUUUCCUAGAGGUGCGGCGUGGUGGGACCCCCAGCAGCUGCAGGACGACGGCCGAGACUACCUGCGCUUGCUCGUGGCGCUGUUUGAGAUGCUGCUCGGUGGCGCUGAGGCCGCUCACUUCAGGCUCCUGAUGAAGCUUUUCAUGCAGGUGCAUCUUGGAGACGUUGCUCAGUUACUGAAGUUCUUGUGUGUGCUGUGGACCUAUGGUUCUAGCCUUUCAGACCCCCUUAAUUGCUGUGUGAAAACGGCGCUGCAGACGCAGGCGCUGUACGUGGGGUGCGCGGUGCUGUCUCAAAAGGCACGGUGUCGGCCUCCGCUGGCCUCCUGGCCUUCCCCAGUGGUGACAGCUCUGCUCAUCAGCACGGGAAGCCCCAUAAAGGAGGUCCGGAGGGCUGCCGUGUGUUGUCUCCAGGCGCUCGGCGGGGUGGCGUCCCCCUUUCAGCUGGUGGUCGAUCACUUGGUUCCCAAAGCAGAGGAGAUCACCUCAGAUGCCACCUACGUCACUCAGGAUCUGGCUACUUUAUUUGAGGGACUACAAAAGGAGAAGAAAGUGAAAUCUCAUCAGAAGCUGUCUGAAACUUUGAAAAGCCUGCUCUGUUGUGUAUAUAGCAGCCCAUGCUACAUUGCCAAAGACUUGAUGAAGAUCCUUCAGGAAGUCAACAGUGAGAUGGCGCUUUCCCAGCUAUUGCCGAUGGCUGAGCAACUACUAGGAAAGGUCCAGAAGGAGCCCGCAGCUGUCCUAAAAGACGAGGCCAUUGUUUUGCAACUUAUUCUGGGAAAAUACAAUGAAUUUUCAGCUUCUCUUUUACAUAAGGACCCCAAGAGUCUAGAUCUCUUCAUGAAAGCUGUGCACACAACAAAGGAACUUUGUGCGGGAAUGCCAACCCUUCAGAUCACGGCCCUCGAAAAGAUUACAAAGCCCUUUUUCGCAGCUAUAUCGGAUGAAAAAGUUCAGCAGAAGCUUUUGUGCAUGUUGUUUGACUUAUUAGUGAACUGCAAAAAUUCACACUGUGUUCAGACUAUUAGUAGUGUGUUUAAAGGGAUUUCUGUGGAUGCUGAGCAAGUCAGAAUAGAACUGGAGCCACGAGAUAAAACUAAGUCCUUGGGCACAGUUCAGCAAACGAGAAGGCAGAAAAUGCAACAGAAAAAGUCACAAGAUCUGGAAUCUGUUCAGGAAGUUGGAGGUUCUUACUGGCAGAGAGUAACCCUCAUCCUAGAAUUGCUGCAGCACAAAAAGAAACUCAAAAAUCCUCAGAUAUUGAUACCAACUCUUUUUAGCCUGCUGUCGAGAUGCUUAGAGCCUUUGCCACCAGAGCAGGGGAGUAUGGAAUACACCAAGCAGUUAAUUCUCAGUUGUUUGCUCAACAUCUGCCAAAAGCUCUCUCCAGAUGGUGGCAAAAUACCAAAAGAUGUUCUAGAUGAGGAGAAGUUCAACGUGGAAUUGCUCGUCCAGUGCAUCCGUGUCUCGGAGAUGCCUCAGACCCAUCACCACGCCCUGCUACUCUUGGGCACCGUUGCCAGCAUAUUUCCUGACAAAGUGCUACAUAACAUCAUGUCGAUUUUCACAUUUAUGGGAGCCAGUGUGAUGCGUCUGGAUGAUACUUACAGCUUUCAAGUAAUUAACAAGACAGUCAAAAUGGUCAUCCCGGCACUUAUUCAGUCUGACAGCGGCGAUUCCGUGGAGGUCACCAGAAGCGUGGAGGAGACCGUGACGCGGAUCCUGAGCGUGUUUGUGGACGCGCUGCCUCACGUGCCCGAGCACCGCCGCCUGCCGGUGCUCACGCAGCUCACCCACACGCUGGGCCCCGCGCGCUUCCUCUGGGCGCUGCUCAUCUUGCUCUUCGAGCAGUACGUCACCAAGACCGCGCUGGUGGCUGCUGGCGGGGACAAGGAUGCCGUCUUAGAGGCAGACACUGAGUUCUGGAUUUCAGUCUGUUGUGAAUUUAGUGUCCAGCACCAGGUACAGAGCUUGAUGAACAUCCUCCAGUACUUAAUGGAGCUGCCAGAGGAAAAAGAAGAAACCACCCCCAGAGCAGUGUCUGGUAGGAGUGAGUCACGCACCGAAACGCUGCAGGUCUUCAACGUCGACACUCACACCAGCAAGCAGCUGCGGCAUUUGAAGUUCCUGUCGGUGUCCUUCAUGUCUCAGCUCCUGGCUUCCGAGAAUUUUAUCAGAAAGGUGGUUGAGAGUGGUGGGCCUCAAGUCUUCGCGGGCCUUGAGCAGAGGCUGCUGGAGCUGGUCCUGAGCUACAUUAACGCCGUGGCGCAGUCCGUGGAGAGGAACGCCGACACGCUCACCGGCAAGUUCUGGCGCGCGCUCCUCAGCAAAGCCUACGACCUGCUGGACAAGGUCAACGCCUUGCUGCCUACGGAGACCUUCGUUCCUGUGGUCAGAGGGCUGCUGGCUCACCCGGUGCCAUCCGUUCGCCGUAAAGCGCUGGACCUGCUGAACAACAAGCUGCAGCAGAACCUGUCCUGGAAGAAGAAGCUCGUCUUCCGUUUCCUGAAACUGAUUCCAGUUCUCCUGGCCAUUGUGCAACAUAAAAAAAAGGCAUUAGAAGAGCAAGCAGUCAACAGGCAGACAGCUUUGUACACCCUAAAGCUUUUGUGCAAGAACUUCGGCGCCGAGCGUCCGGAGUCCUUUGUCCCGGUGCUAAACGCGGCGGUGAAACUGGUCUCUCCGCAAACCACGGAGGACAAGAACGUGUGGGGCAGUGCCCUGCUGUGUGUGGCCGAGGUGGCCAGCACCCUGGAGGCGCGGGCCGUCCCUCAGCUCCCCAGCCUGAUGCCCGCGUUGUUGAGAAUCCUGAGGAACACCAGCGAGCUGGUCUCGGGUGAGAUCUAUCUGCUCAGCGCCCUGGCGGCCCUGCAGAAGGUCGUGGAGACACUGCCCCACUUCAUCAGCCCCUACCUGGACGGCGUCCUGACUCAGGUGAUUCACUUGGAGAAGAUCACCAGUGAGUUGGGUACUGCCUCCCAGGCCAACGUCCGUCUCCUGUCUGUCAAGAAGACACUGGCCACCAAGCUCUCCUCCCGAGUCUUUCUGCCAGCCGUCAACAGGACUUACAAGCACAUUGAGAAGAACUGGAAGAAUCACAUGGGCCCGUUUAUGAGCAUCCUGCGAGACCACAUCGGGACCAUGAAGAAGGAAGAGCUCACCUCCCAUCAGUCUCAGCUCACGGUGUUUUUCUUGGAAGCCCUGGACUUCCGAGCACAGCACCCCGAGAAUGAUCUGGAAGAAAUUAGAAAAACAGAGAAUUGUAUCAUUGACUGUCUAGUGGCCAUGGUGGUGAAGCUUUCUGAAGUCACGUUCAGACCCCUGUUCUUCAAGCUGUUUGACUGGGCUAAAGCAGAAGAUGCCCCCAAGGACAGGCUGCUGACCUUCUGCCACUUGGCAGACUGCAUCGCUGAGAAGCUGAAAGGGCUUUUUACUCUCUUUGCGGGCCACUUGGUGAAGCCUUUUGCUGAUACCCUGAACCAGGUGAACAUCUCCAAAACAGAUGAAGCAUUUUUUGACUCUGAAAAUGACCCUGAAAAGUGCUGCUUGCUCUUAGAGUUUAUCUUGAACUGUCUGUAUAAAAUCUUCCUUUUUGAUACCCAGCGUUUUGUAAGUAAAGAGCGCGCAGAAGCCCUGAUGAUGCCCCUGGUGGACCAGCUGGAAAACAGGCUGGGAGGAGAAGAGAAGUUCCAGGAGCGGGUGACGAGGCAGUUGAUCCCGUGCAUUGCUCAGUUCUCAGUGGCCAUGGCGGACGACUCGCUCUGGAAACCACUCAACUACCAGAUUCUGCUCAAGACGAGAGACUCCUCACCCAAGGUUCGAUUUGCUGCUCUGAUUACCGUGCUAGCGCUGGCUGAAAAACUGAAGGAGAACUACAUUGUCUUGCUACCAGAAUCCAUUCCUUUCUUGGCUGAACUGAUGGAAGACGAGUGUGAAGAGGUGGAACGUCAGUGCCAAAAGACGAUUCAGCAGCUGGAGACGAUCCUGGGCGAGCCGCUCCAGAGCUACUUCUGAGGCCAGUUGGGGUUCACGCCGCCCAGCACCCGUGCUCACUGCCACCCUCAGGUGCCCGGCACCAUGUUACUGUUGGCACCCUGACGCCUGGUUGGCGUAAGCCUCUGCUGCCGGUUGUGCAGACACGAGGAAGCAAUGGACACGUGGCUUCUCUACGCAGACUGGUGUGGCACGGGCUCGCCCGCUCUGUAGCGGUAGCAGACAUGUUGGCGGAGCGCCCGCGGCUCCUUGCUCACGCUCUCCCACGUGCUCCGUGAGCGAAUGGCGGCACUGCAGCAAGAGCGCUCAGCUGUGACGUCAUCUGCACGUUUGCUUCUCUCGCUGGGCGAGGACCCCCGGCCCUCAGCAGUGUGGCGCCAGGGAGGCCGGGGGAGCGUCCUCCGCUCGGGACUCUGGGCGUCUCUUGUCUUUUUGGGGGGCAGGGGCUAGUGGGGCAACAGGCUGUUCAUAAAGCCACCCCCAGAUAGAAGGGGCACAGAAACACUGGGGAGCACGGAGGGUCUCCUCCAGGGUUAGAAAGGACCACGUUCCCAUGGGUGGUAACCGAGCUCCUUAAGCGCAUCUCAAGAGUAUGGCUUCCAGAGCGAACUGACGCGCACUCGUACUGAGCCACAGGGAAGGUAGUGUAGGAACUCUGAUCAUACACGCCUUUAUUUUAGGCGUUUUUAUUCGUCAUUUUUAUUUAAGGACUCUAAGAACUAUCCCAUAGAAUGUCCAAAUUGAUUUUUAAAUCCUUUGAUCUAAUUAAUAUAAAAAUUUUGUGUAGAACUGCUGCAAGAAAGCUGACUUGCAGCUUAGAAAUAGCUUGCAUACUUGUAAAGAAACAGCGCUAUGACUCAUUCAUAUGCUGUAGCAUCUACCCAAAAACUAUCUUAAGAUUUUAUGUUUAUGUGGUCAAAGAAUUAAUUUUGCCUGAAUUAUACCUCCAAGUAAAAGAAAGAUGGAAACUUUAAGACUCCAAGGAAACGGUGUUAAGCACUCUGUGGUUUUGCCUAAGUUGCAGCAUCUUGGUCAUGUUCUCUGAUGUCCUGAUGGAAGGAGAAAUAGCCACCACCUGGGGGCAUUCUAGCACCGUCUACAGCUAGCUCACCCCUCUCCAUCCCCAUGGUUUUGGGAGCCGGCGGGACGCAGCAUAAUAAAGUCACAUGAGAAGAUGUGAAGAAAGACUGGAAAUUUCUACAGUGGGCACUAAAAAGAUGGUGAUGUGUUUUCAGUAUAUGGGCACGAACCAUACCUCGCCAAGUUUGAUGGAAACAUUCCUAAAUCUUGGCAAAUUCAGCGCAGCAGAUGGAGGAGAUAAAAUUACUGCGUGUUAGCUCUUUCCGUCCCCUUCCAAACCUUUGAAAUUUCCUGUAAC